Messenger RNA from Temnothorax curvispinosus, 5540 nucleotides. Its product is annotated as formin-2-like. Gene Ontology annotation, cellular component: cytoskeleton; cytoplasm; actin filament. Gene Ontology annotation, biological process: cortical actin cytoskeleton organization; actin filament network formation; actin nucleation. The record is from RefSeq and is a predicted model, not a curated record. NCBI's taxonomy places the organism in Eukaryota, Metazoa, Arthropoda, Insecta, Hymenoptera, Formicidae. The transcript is spliced from 11 exons. Bases 497 to 4381 code for a protein of 1294 amino acids. Gene Ontology annotation, molecular function: microtubule binding; actin filament binding.
AAUUGAUUUCCCGAGGCAAAAUAAGAGGCCCGAAAUAGCGCCAAUAGUACCGCGUUCCAGUCGUGCGACCGACGUUACCACGUGGCGCAUCGAAUCGUUACACCAAAGUCUUAAUCUCCUAUAGUUUUCGGCGCUCCAAAAACAUUACGUGUGUCUUCUGUGAGGAGAGAAAAGAAAAUUUUAUUCACUAAUAUUCCGUACGGUCACCGGUGAUAUUAAUACGCGACACGACAAAGAGUAAAAGGCGUAACUUCAAGAAGAAAUUAACAUUAGUUAACCAGACCAGAUGAGGCAAGAUGAAAAAGCACUAACUUGUUGAGUAAAUUAAAAUGAAUGCUGUACCGAAGAAAAUACAUUGUGCUAAUUAUAAUCUGAGCGUUAAACCGUACAUCCACAGUUUUGCGACAAUUCUUCCAUGAAUAUAUAGAUGUGCGAAAAAUUUUGUGAAGAUCUGUGAAGUCUUGUCUCUUCACUGGAGAAGAUAUAUCGUUGGCAAAUGUCCGGAUUUCAGACGUAUCCUAUCGACCGGAUUUUAUCCAUGCAUCACAUUCCAGCCGACGCGCGGCGAGAACGUCGUCUGAACGACGACGGCGUGAUCGCGGGUGCCGCAACUCCCGAUUAUCGACCACGGAUGCAGGCCCGCCAUGGUCAAGGCGCAGUCGCGGCCCAGGCGCGGUCGCCGCGAUCAAAGCUGUCGGACUUCUUCCAUGUCUGGGUCAACAACAUCCGACUGUUCUACUCCUGGGGCAACUUAGAUAGCCUGACACCGCAACUGCCCAGCACGAUGGGUAAUCUGCAGAGCGACGGCAAGAAGAAGCAAAAGAAGAAGGAGGCCCCCCCGGUACCGACGUCCACGUCCACGUCCGCGGACGUCGAGCCCGAGGCAACCGAGGACCAGAGGAAGGACAAGCGAGACCAACCGCCCAGAGUUCCGGAGAGGCGUGACGAGCCUCGCGAGCCGGUCAAGAUCAGCUUCGAGAAGGUGCACACACCGGGACAUGGCAAGAGACAGGCACCGCCGCCGCCGCCGAUGGUGGUGUUACCCAAGGACACGCAGGAAAGUGUAGAGCCUGAAUGUCGCAAGGAUACCGCAAUAACAGUGAAACCAUGCGUGACCACGACGGAGUCUUUCCGCUCGAGUACCACGACAACGACGACGACACCGGCCCAGACCCCGACGACACCGCAGACGACCCAGCUGCCGCCACUGCUGGUGACCGAUUCGUGGCGUUUGGCGAACAAGGGUCUGGUCGUUACGGAAAUGCCGACGCCGCCCAGCCAGGAAUCCUCGAGCGACAGUGUCUUCACCGAUCCCGGAGAGCUCACCUUGAGUCCGGUCACGGCAACCACGCGGGCGGAAGCGGUGAAACGUAAGCCGAUCCCGGGGACGCCCGACAGCAAGGAGGAGAAGGCUCCGUUUACUAUCUCGAAGCACAAGAAGAUCCAUCUCUCGGUGAUGAGUCCCCGAAUAUGCAUAACGUCAAGCGAGAAGAAUGCGAUAUCGGAACCGAGCCCGAGCACUCUGCAGCGACGACACAGUGUUUAUGAAUCUCCGACGAUCGAAGGCAGAGUUCUGAGAAGAGUAGCCAGCUUGACCCUCGAUCGAAAUAGCGCCAAGAAGAAAAGAAGUUCUAGGAACAUCACCUGCCAGAAGACGGAUCAUCGCAAGCAAUCCGAAGAACAAAAACUGCCAAUCUCUCUGACAUCCGCGCUAUCAGAUAAAACCGCGAAGAACAACUUUACGUCCCUGAUAGAUCGGACAGGCACCUGCGCAGAUGAGCUUUAUUCAACUCGAACUGAAUCGAGCCAAAUCUGCCGUGAGCACUCCAUGCUUAAGGAUACUUAUUCGUAUGAAGAAGUGAAGAAGCUGGAAGAUGAGAUCAAACGGCUGCGCGAGAUAUCUGCAGACCGGCAGAUAAGCAUCAGAGACCAGCCCACUCAGUCUACUCAGUCCACUCAGACAUCACCGAGAAGCUUAUCACCGGUUGAUGGAAACGUCAGUGAAACGAGCAACUUGGAUUUCGAUCAAGUCAAGAUGACUCUCGUGCUUUCCUCCACGUUGGCCGACAAGGUCGAUCGGUCGUGCUUAUCACAUAGCAGUCAAACAAACGCGCCUAGCGAAGAUUUGGCGCCGUAUCCGACACCGCUACCACCUCCAUUACCGCCGGAGGCAUUCGCGAAAAGCAGAUCUACAGCUUCCUCGGUAUCGUCUUUUAUCCCACCACCACCGCCGCCGCCGUCUCCGUACACGCUUGUCACCGAAUCGGUGCGCGACGGCGAAAGGACAGUUCCGUCGUCGUCGUCGACAAAAUUGACGGACGUUUCUAGGAUACCGACACCACCGCUGCCACCUCCCCCAAUGCCAAUGCAAAGUACAUUAUUAUCUCCGCCGCCCGCUCCGUCUCCACCACCAUCUACGCCGACCACUACGAAUACGAUACCCAUUCCUCCACCUCCACCUGUGCAAGCGAUCAUAAGUGCGAUACCUCCGCCAUCUCCCCUGCAAAACAUGAUACCUCCUCCCCCACCUCCUCCCCCACCUCCGCCCCCCGUUUCGUUUAAAGUGAGCAUUGAGAGUGGCGUACCUCCUCCUCCUCCUCCUCCACCGCCACCACUACCUAUGCAUCUUCAAAGUGCGACGUGUGAGAUGUCUUCGUCUAUGAAAAUUACCAUACCUCCUCCGCCACCACCACCGUCCACGCCGAUGUUGAACGCGUGCGGGAUACCACCACCGCCGCCUCCUCUGCCUACGUCGCUCGUGGCUGAUGCUACUAGCUCGAUACCUCCUCCGCCGCCCCCGCUACCUGGGAUGGCGCAGGGUCCUAUGACUGGUCCACCACCGCCGCCACCGCCGCCAGGUAUGCAGGGUGGCAUACCUCCGCCACCUCCGCCUCCCAUCGGAGGUUCAGGUGCAGGUCCUCCGCCACCGCCUAUGGCCCCACCGCCACCCCCGGGGACAAUGGGACCAUGUCCUCUACCCGCUCCACCGGUCGGGGGAUGGAACCCGCCCAGUAGAGCCAUUAUGAGAAAGCAAGCUUUAAAUCCUGACGUGCCUAUGAAGCCACUUUACUGGACGAGAAUUUUGGUGCCUGUUACUGCGGCCAGUCAAACUUCAGUAGAUACUUCAGACUUGUCACCCCAGGUGCCUCUGUGGUUGGAACUCGCGGAGGAGGAAAAUUUAAACAUGAAAGAGUUCGCUGAUUUAUUUUCGCGGCAGGUGAGAGAGAGGAAUCCGACCAAGAAAAAUGAAGGGACGCUCAAAAGUUCUAAGAUCCAACCGGCGAAGAUAUUAGACUCGAAGCGUUCAAAGAUGGUGGGGAUUCUCGAGAAGAGCCUGCACAUUGAUUUUAGCGAGAUCGAGAACGCGGCCUAUAAUUUAGACACGAGCGUUAUCAGUUUAGAAGCGUUGCAACAGAUCUACGAUAUUAAACCGACGCAAAAGGAAAUAGAAGAAAUUGCAGCUCACGAAGCAACUUUUCCGGACAUUCCUCUCGAUCAACCGGAAUUAUUUCUCAAACGAUUAUCCGGAAUAAAACACUUCUCCGACAGAAUAGCCUGUUUAAUGCUGCAAUCGGAAUUUCAAGACGCGAUAUCGUCGGUCUCAUAUAAGUUGAACAACGUGCGAACUACCUGCGACUUUCUGCUCAAUUCUGAACCUUUGAAGAAAGUAAUGGCCAUCAUACUCACCUUGGGCAAUUACAUGAACGGCGGAAAUAUGUUGCGCGGCCAGGCCGACGGUUUCGGCCUGGAGAUUCUCGGCAAAUUGAAAGACGUGAAGUCCAACGUACCUGGUGUCACCUUGUUGCACUACGUCGUUAAUGUCAAAUUGUCCCAAGAAAAAGAUCAUAACUUCGAAGAGCCGUUGCCUUUACCUGUGCCUGAACCGGCUGACGUAGAAGCCGCAUCCACGAUCAAGUUCGACGACAUCUCCAAAGAACUGGACAGACUGGAUAAAGAAUUACAGGCAUGUGCACAAAUGUGUAAUACAAUCGUGGAAACGGAUCCAUCUACGUCUAAAAUAUUCAAAAAGAAAGUAGACUCAUUUCUGAAGAGGGCGAAUACCGAGUUGGCGAGCGAAAAGGAAGAUCUACUGGAGGCUAAAAACAAAUUCAAAGCUGUGAUGAAAUUCUAUCAGUUUAUUCCCAAAGGAUCCACUCUAGAGACUGCAGAACCUUAUGAUUUUUUCAAUCUAUGGCUCGGUUUCUGUCGGGACUUUAAGGAUAUCUGGAAGAGAGAGCAGCAACGAAUACGAAAGGAACGAAUGGAGGAAGCUCGCAAAAAGUUCGAGAGCAAAUCUAAUGUCGUGAGAGUAAAAUUAAAUCCGCAUGGAUUGAAAGCGAAACUACAAAAACUUACGCAUAAGAAACAUACUCAAAGAUAGUCUCAUCGAAAUGUCCAUAAAUUGUUUAAAAAUUUAGGUCAGUUUAACGUACAGUUUAUACGUACAAUCAUAUUCACUAAAUUUUGAAUUCCAUAAAUAAUUCCCUUUAAUACUCUGGCAUCCAACGGGAAUUUAAUUGUAUGUAUUAAUUUAUCUAAUUCAUACUCAUAUAUUACUUUCGACUUGAAUCGAAAAUGAUGAUAUCGUGAACUACGAAUUUUGUAUAACUUCAAACUGGAAAUUAGGCUGUUUCGCGCAAACUGGUACAUUCGUUAUUAUACAGAAGCUCCGAAAAAUCCAUUGAUCUGCUUACGAAACUUUAAUACUAACUUUGUAUUUCAAAGUCAUGCAACACGAGAAAUCGCUUUUCAGAUACAAAUCUCGAAUUGCUAAAAAAUAAUGGGAGUUUUCAAAUAUACAAUUCCAUUUAAUUAUUAUACAGGAAUAUUGAGAACACUCGAAAUUAACGCAACGAAAUGCGAAACGGUUUUGAUCCAAAUAUGAUAUACGGAUUGCCGAUCGCGAAACGUCCUUAAGCAACCAAUUGAUAAGAUUCUAUGCUAUACGAUUAUAGUUGUUACAGACUGAAACGUUAACAGUGCACUAAAACGAUAAUGUAUACUUAAGUAUAAGUAAACACGUUCGCAAAAUUUAUUAAUUAUUAAUACCAUAUUAAAAAAAAAUAUUGUUAGUUCAGCGACAUUUUUACGAGUGUUACUUAUGAACAUAUUUCAAUCUCUAUAUUGCUCUGAGCGAUUCUGCAAAGCGCAUUCGGAGAAUGCGGAAAAUAAUGUUCAGUAAAAGAAGGCCAUAAACAAGGUCUGUUCUUUUUAGCUGCACUUUCUUACAUUGUUUGCAUUUGACACAAAAUAAAUGACGCAAAGUUCUAAAGAAAACUGUAGGAAGCUGCAAAAAAGGAAGCUAAAGAGGAUAUACCUAUAUUAUAAACGUCCAUGAUGAUUCUAGAAGAGAGAAACUUUUUAAGACUCUUUAUAAUAUAUAUAUUUAUUUCGCCAAUUUUUGUUACUCUGCGAAUAAUUUAAAAAAAUAUAUCAAUCGUGAUAAUUAUUGUUAAUUCUCAUUAGCUAUUUAUUUAUUUAUUUAUUUAUUUGUUUGAUUGUGUUAAUUUAUACUAGAUUGUCAUGGAUCAAUAAAUAAG